This is a messenger RNA of Phalacrocorax carbo (great cormorant), 1966 nucleotides long. NCBI's taxonomy places the organism in Eukaryota, Metazoa, Chordata, Aves, Suliformes, Phalacrocoracidae. The record is from RefSeq.
GUUGGCUCCUCUCUGCUCACUGCUCGGUUGUGAUUUUCUCCCCGGAGGGGGAAUUUCUUGAUUUUUUCGCUCCUCGGUGGCACAGGGCGAGGAUGGAUGCUGCAUUGGCCGGGGUGCUCGUUACCCUCCUCCUCUCCAUCUUGUGGUUCCUGGUCUGGAGAACAGACAGGAAGAGAAACCGGCUGCCUCCGGGACCGGCCCCGUGGCCCAUUCUGGGCAACCUAUGGCAAAAGGAUGUCCUGCCCAUCUACAGGACCUAUGAGAAGCUGAGCAGCACGUACGGCCCCAUCUUCACCAUCUGGCUGGGGCUGAAGCCGGUGGUGGUGCUCUGUGGGUACGAAGUGGUGAGGGAUGCUCUGCUGGGCCACUCUGAGGAGUUUGGAGGGAGACCUGAAAUACCCCUUCUGAUGCAGCUAUCGAAAGACUACGGUUUCAUCUCCAACAACGAGAAGAAGUGGCGGGAGCUGCGGAGGUUCACGCUCAGCACCCUGCGGGACUUCGGGAUGGGGAAGAGCUCCAUGUCGCAGCGGGUGCAGCAGGAGGCCCAGCACCUCGUGAAGAUGCUGGCAAAACUCGAAGGAAACGCCUUUGAGCCGCUGACAAUGUUCAGACACGCAGCUGCCAACGUGAUCUGCUCCGUUGUCUUUGGGAGCCGUUACAGCUACAACGACACGGCCUUUCUGGAGCUACUGAACGUGAUCGGGAAUUACACCAGCUUCUUCCUCUCCCCCAUCGCCCUGGUGUACAACUCCUUCCCCAACAUCAUACACCACCUCCCGGGGCCACACAGGAAAGCCCUGGCCGAGUGCGAGAAGCUGAAGGACUACAUCCAAGAAAAAGUUGACCUUCACAAGCUGACGCUGGAUCCCAGCUGCCCCCGGGACUACAUCGACUGUUUCCUUAUGAAAGCGGAGAAGGACAAGAGCAGCCCGGAGAACAUGUACAGCAGCGAAGACUUGGUCAUGUCAGUAUUCAACCUCUUUGGUGCCGGGACAGUGACCACUAGCAACACCAUGGUCUUCUUCCUCUUGAUCCUGGCAAAAUACCCCCAUAUUCAAGCCAAGAUCCAAGAGGAGAUUGACGCGGUGGUGGGCACCGGCCGCGCUCCCAGCACGGAGGACAAGCUGAGGAUGCCAUACAGCAACGCGGUGAUCCAUGAGCUGCAGCGCUUCCAGAAGACCCGUGUUGAGAACUUCCCGCGGAUGACAACACAGGACGUCGUGUUCAGGGGCCACACCAUUCCCAAGGACACAACUGUUAUUCCGGUAUUUGCUUCCGUGCAUAUGGAUCCAACCCAGUGGGAGAACCCCAAAGAAAUCCACCCGGGCCACUUCUUGGAUGAGAAAAGCGAGUUCAGGAAGCGCGAAGCCUUCAUGGCUUUCUCGGCAGGGAAGCGGGUGUGCCCAGGAGAGGCGCUGGCCCGCAUCGAGCUCUUCCUUUUCCUCACCACGCUGCUGCAGAGCUUCACCUUCCAUCUCGCCAGCAAGUACAAGGAGAUGGAUUUAUUCUCCCUGUGGUUCGAGAUAGAGAAGAGGGCGAUACCGGGCAAAUUCUUUGCUAUUCCGCGUCCAGUGUCCUCUUAAGCCGAGACCAGCGGGGAGAAGGAAGGGCUCUUCCAGGCGCCUUCGCUUCUGAAAUGACAGCAAGCCACGCGACCGUGAAUGCUACGGCAGCAGCCACCAAGCAGGAGGGUCGCUUUGAGCUUCGAGCUUCUCCUCAGAGAACUGCCGGGCAUCUCUGCCACCAGCUCCCCGGGCAACCUGCUCCCAACCCUUCCCCUCCACAUCCCAGUAACAUGAGGAAGACAGCACUGGUUUUCCUCCCCCCAUAUCUAUAUGCUCUGACUGAGCCUCCAGCUCCUUGUGGCAGGGCUGCCUGUGACUCUCCCCGGGCUGAGCUGGGCGCUCCCUCACUUUGGUGAGAGAUUAAUCGCGCUUCUGCAAUAAAAAUCCCCAUUGUGACUGGA